Larimichthys crocea (large yellow croaker) is the source of this 4319-nucleotide messenger RNA. Its product is annotated as carboxyl-terminal PDZ ligand of neuronal nitric oxide synthase protein. The transcript is spliced from 10 exons. The record is from RefSeq and is a predicted model, not a curated record. Gene Ontology annotation, molecular function: nitric-oxide synthase binding. Lineage: Eukaryota; Metazoa; Chordata; Actinopteri; Sciaenidae. Bases 480 to 2048 code for a protein of 522 amino acids.
GCUGCUGAUGGUGUCAGAGUCAGUCUUCAUCUGUUCCAUUUUACACCCAGUUUAAUGACUAACAAGCGUCCACUGAUUCUGAGUAUUGAUCGCUCACUCUGAUCCGUUAAGUGUCUGAAUUGAUCCCGCGGUGCUUCGAGGAAAAAACAAUCAUGUGUUGAGAUCUGUGCGUCAUCGGGACACCGGCGGCGGCAGCGGCGGGUGGCCGCGACGCGUAACUGCUUCUCCGUCGUGCCUCAGACCUGAGCGAAGGGGGGUCAGUAAGUGCACACACCGAUCACCGAUCAGCGCGUUAAUUGAAUCCACCAAACAACCAAUCCGUCGCGACCGGAGCGCCUCAAUCCGGAUGACCUCCGGAGUGACGCGUGUCUCCGGUGAGAAUGCGGAGGGAGCAGCGCCGGAGGAGAUGCGCAUAUCUGCAGGUACUCUAGCGCUGUCGUAAAACAAGAGACAAGAGGGAGUCAGCGAACAUUAAAGCGAUGCCAGGGGUAACCAAGUACAAUUUAGUAGAUGACGCGCACGAUUUAAGGAUCCCCAUGCACAACGACGAGGUGUUUAAGCAUGGGGUCUGCUUCGAGGCAAAGUACAUCGGCAGUCUGGAGGUGGGCCGACCUGGCAGCCGAAUGGAAAUAGUCGCUGCUAUGAGGAGAAUCAGAUAUGAAUUCAAACUGAAGAAUAUAAAGAAAAAGAAGGUCAACAUUGUCGUUUCCACCGAUUGCAUCAAAGUGAUUUUGCGUAAAAAGAAGAGAAAAGGGUGGUCAUGGGAUGACAACAUCACCUUGGUGACACAGGAUCCCAUCUUCAGGAUCUUCUAUGUCUCACAUGAUGCCCAAGACUUGAAGAUCUUCAGUUAUAUAGCGAGAGAUGGACAGAGCAACAAUUUCCGCUGCAAUGUUUUCAAGUCAAAGAGAAAAUCUCAAGCAAUGAGGAUCGUGCGGACGGUGGGUCAGGCGUUCGAUGUGUGUCACCAGCUGACCCUGCAGCAGAAAAGCGAUGACCAAGAGGAUGAGGAGGGGAGGGCGGAGGAAUCUGAGGCAAUGCCAGCAAAGAAGAGGUUUGUAUUGUCAGAGGAGACCGACCUUGAAGCCACUACAGAAGAGAGCAUCGAAGAGUGUGCCUCUUCAUCAGACCUGGAGAAGGGCAAAAAGGAAGAGGCCCUCUGUAACGAUGGAAAGAACCAGAUUUCCUGUCAGGUGUCCGAUAACCCGUCUCUCCUGCUGAGCUCCCCCAUACUUGGAGCCUGUGUGUCGGGUCAGUCAGCAGCAGAAGCUCCCUGCUCUGACGAGCACCAGGUCCAACUCCUCCAGAGACAACUUCAGCAGCAGGAACAGCAGGCACUGGCAGCUUCAGCACAGGUCCACGUGCUCCAGGAGCAGCUGUCGGUGGAAGUGUGUGCACGCACUGAUGCCCAGGCCAGGGUGCAGAGGUUGCUGCAGCAGAACACCGACCUGCUGCAACACAUUUCCCUGCUGGUCAAACAGAUACAGGAACUGGAACUCAAAGCUGCUGGUCGGUUAACAUCUAUGGGCUCCCAGGACAGUCUUCUGGAGAUCACUUUCCGUGCCAAACCCUCCACUACGCCCCGUGAACCCCUCACCACUUCCUCAUCUAUGGGCACUUUAGCAACUCAGUCACUGCUCCAGAUUAGUGACAGUGCCUGGGUCCCUGGACCCUGCUCUCCAGGCACCAGGGGUAUGGACACCAGUCCUCUGGGGCUCAGCAGCAGUGGAGUUCGGCUCGAGUGCUUCCGCUUCUCUUCGAGGGGGCCGGAGAGCCAGGAGCAGGGGCUGGACACAGGGGAGACUCCCAGUGAUGGAGUCCCAGAUGACAGCUCGCUACUGGGGGAGCAAGUCCUGGGAGCCCUGGAGCUGCUCCGAUUUAGGGAGUCAGGGAUCGGAUCAGAGUACGAAUCAAACACAGAUGAGAGUGAUGACCGGGACAGCUGGGGGCAGGGGGAGGGGGUCAUGGCUGACGGUGCUGCUCGACUUUUAAAUGUGCUGAAUGCAGAGAGUCUGCCGGACUGCUUAGGGGAUGAGAUGGCUGUGUAGUGGUGCUCUUAAGGCUACACAAGACAUCGUUGCACUUGCAGCUCAGAAUCUGAAGGACUUUAUUACACAGAAAUCAUGUGUCGUGACAUCCGUAAACUGUGUCUGAUACUGGACAGAGCGCUUACACACCACUGCUCUGAGUAAAGUUUUGAAUUUUACCUUCAGAUUUUGGUUUUAGUGUACACUGAGACAACGUCAAACCAGUAUGAGUGGUGGAACUUAGAAGAUUAUUAAAAACAGAAAGGCAGAAAGUAUAAUUGAAUUCAUAAAUUUGAUUGUAAUGCUUAAGUUAACUUGCUUGCAACCUUAAUGAUUUCAUAAAAGCAAACUUGAUUUGAUAAAAUGAUGGUGAGUCAAUAUCAUUCAUCGCGUCUACGAAUGUCCAGUGAUAAAUACUCACACCAAAUAAUAAGCUAAUAUCAAGUUAUAAUAAUAGGACUCCACUGAGCCCUCAUUAUUAACAAUGUUUAAUAAGUCAAGUGUGUUUUUAUCAAAUCUCUUUAGCAAAUAAAUGGAAACGAGACGGAAGAGUCUGAGGCAAUGCUAUAGAGCUAACUGCUAAUGUCAGCAUGCUAACAUGUACUGUAUGUAUGUAAGCACACCUUUAGUAUUUCUUCAUUUCUCAGCUCCAUUGCAGCUCCAAAGCCAAACUACUUCUACUAGUACUACGGUAAUUCUAGACUUUGGCACAGUGCAGCUUUAUUCAAACCUCGGACUGUCAGAUAGUAUAAACACUGUGGUGUUUCAGGUUCUGUCUGUGUGUUACAUACUGUGUGCGUGUCAGUUUGAUGAUCGUUGUACCUUAUAUACAUUCAAUUCCCUGACUUGGUGCCAUCGCCACUCGCUGGGCUUGUUACACUGUGGUCGUGUCUGUGUUUAUGGAUUUGUGACACAUCUGGCAUGGACAUGGUCAUUUUGUCUGUUUUCUAAUGGAGAUCUGUGAAGACGAAAAAUACCUUUUUGCCAAGUCUGUCACUGUCACUGGAUAUGACACAUUUUUGGAGUGUGAAAAUUAAAACCUUGCUGUGCUUGUUAUGACACUUAAUCUGUAAUUACACAUGGGUUUAAAAAUGAGCAUGUAUCUCUCAUAUUUAUGUUUUUUUAAAAAAUACAUUCAUUCAUUGUAUAUGGUUUGAUUAACUCGUGCAUUGCAAAAAAGAAAACAUAGCAUGUCUUUAUCCUCUUUAUCUCACUGUGUGCAGGUGCUGCUACAUUCUGGUCUGUUUAAAAAUGUAGUCACCACGUACUGUAUUAGACGUUAAUGCCGUACUGCAGCACGAUAAACUGCUGCAUCACUGUUACUCCACCCUACAGAUAAAUUGUUUGGAAAGUCCUAAAGUACCAGUUCAGAAAAAGAUGGAGGCGUAUAAGACUUCUGGACUCGCUUCAUAUUCUUCUGGCCAGCUGUCGCACCAGCUCCUCCUCGCUGACUGUGAGCCAGCUCAUUGAAUCACUGAACUAGGGGACGUGUCUUUGAGCUCUUUCCAAAAUCGAUUAAUCUCUUCCUGGCCCUCCUCUUUCCCUCUUCCUCUUCCUCACACACCUCUCCCUUUUUUUCCCUAAAGCUUGUCACCUCUCUCCCGCUCUCUUGCACUCACAAUCUGUCUGCUGUAUCCAUCGAUCCAUAUUUCCUUUGUCAAUUCUUCCCAAGGUUGUGUCUGUUCUCACGAAGUGUACUAAAAAUUAAAGUGCACUUAUAUCGAUCUUUCUCCUUGUGGAAUUACAUGCCCUUUCUCAAAUGCCGUCUGGUGUCAUGAUAUGUUCAUAGCAUUUGGUGUGACUCACUAAUUGCUGAAAUGAAUCCACGGAUGAUUUAACACAGAAAUAUGUCUCCAACAUAAUGAUAAGCGGCACCCGUUCCCGGGAUGACCUUUUCAAAAUGCUCGUUAGUAUUUAUAAUUGGGUGAGAAAAUGCAUUGUGGGCUUGUGGAAGGCCUUUUGUGAGGGUGAUGGCUCUCUAUUAUUGUUACAUAUACACCAGCUGUGGUCAUUAAACAGGGUCAUCUCCCAUUACGCUCACUGUGUGUGCAGACAGCUGCAGCUUCAUGUAACGUUGCAGAUAAGCUGUAAAAAUAUGAAGAAUAUCAACCAUUACCCACCCACAUCCAGCCACGACACCCUGCAGCUCCGCUAGUGCAGCUGACACGGAUUGUGGGAGGUAUCCAGGACGCCGUUGACUCUCAUUUACCUGAUUCUAACGAUAAGUGGUUAUAGUAUCAUUCUGCUCACCCCCUCAAGUAUUCUGCAUGUAGAAUACAUUCAAAAAACAUU